Molecule: messenger RNA, 4937 nt
Organism: Myripristis murdjan (pinecone soldierfish)
Lineage: Eukaryota; Metazoa; Chordata; Actinopteri; Holocentriformes; Holocentridae
Gene: coro1b
Product: coronin, actin binding protein, 1B
Exons: 11
Coding region: 593-2113 (506 amino acids)
Biological process (GO): cell migration; actin filament organization
Molecular function (GO): actin filament binding
Source: RefSeq, a predicted model, not a curated record
GAGCAACUCGAUGCGGCCGCUGGGCGCUGGGUGCUGCCUACCUCUCUCACACAUCCUGCCAGGGGCGGAAGUGUCUGGGAUUCCAGUGUGUCCAUCGAAAACAUCCCAUCUGCAGCCAGGCGCGGAGGGAGCGGCACCGUCAGCACCUCUUCCCACCGCGCACCCAUCGGUCGAGCUGCGUUCACGCUCCCCGCCGCGCCCCCGGUACAUUUAGCGUCUCGCCGCCGGGACAUGCGCCUCCGUGUCGGGCUUUUCCACCGCGGACACGCAUCCCAGCUCCUGACAGCCCCGCGGGGCAGAAACUGAAUUGUAGCACCUCGGAUGAAUAUAUAUCUCAUUUCCUCAUUUUUUUAUUUAUAUCUCGCAGCUCGGUGUACCGAUCCAACGCGUGCGACAGUUUAGUAUUAUCUGGUUAUUAUUUAUUUUCCUCCAUUCAUCGUGUUAGGUGGACUGUAGCCGCUUCCCUGGACACAGGAAAGGAUUAAGUUACUGCUGGUAGCGGCGGAUUAUUGUAUUGGCCUCCUGUCACGCCCGAGUCCUUGGCGUUUGUUCUCCAAUUAGGAGGGAGGUUGCUCACAACUCAGGCAGAAAAAUGUCAUUCCGAAGAGGAGUGGUCCGACAGAGCAAGUUCCGCCACGUGUUUGCCCAGGCCUGGAAGGCGGAGCACUGCAUCGACGAUGUCAGAGUGUCCAGAGUCACAUGGGACAGUUCCCUCUGUGCUGUGAAUCCCAAAUUCAUCGCUGUUAUUGUUGAAGCAGGUGGAGGAGGGGCGUUCCUGGUGGUGCCGAUCAGCAAGAGCGGCAGAAUCGAUCAGUCCUCUCCCACGGUGUGCGGCCAUGCAGCUCCAGUGCUGGACAUCCAGUGGUGUCCCCAUGAUGACAACAUUAUUGCAAGUGCCUCAGAGGACUGUACAGUAAAGGUGUGGCAGAUCCCGGACGGAGGCCUGACCAGUCCCAUGACCGAGGCUGUACUGACCCUUGAAGGCCACAGUAAAAGAGUGGGGAUCCUGGCCUGGCACCCAACAGCUCUCAACAUCAUCCUAACUGCAGGCUGUGAUAAUGUGUUGUGUGUGUGGGACAUUGGCACGGGGGAGCUUGUGUACCAGCUAAACGAAGCUCACCCAGAUCUGAUCUAUAGCGUCAGCUGGAACAAGGACGGCAGUGCCAUCUGUACCGUCUGCAAGGACAAGGCCCUGCGCAUCAUUGACCCACGAAGGGGCACCGUCCUCAAGGUGAGAGAGAAAGUCCAUGAUGGCAGCAGGCCAAUGAGAGCCGUGUUCCUCGCUGAUGGGAAGAUCCUCACCACAGGCUUCAGCCGCAUGAGUGAGAGACAGCUGGCCUUGUGGGAUACGAAAGAUCUCUCUGAGCCAAUGGCAGUGCAAGAGAUGGAUACGAGCAACGGCGUUCUGCUGCCUUUCUAUGACCCGGACACAAACAUGGUCUACCUCUGUGGAAAGGGGGACUGCACCAUCCGCUAUUUUGAAGUGACAGAUGAAUCGCCGUAUGUUCACUUCCUCAGCUUGUACAGCAGCAAGGAACCACAGAGAGGUGCAGGCUUUCUUAGUAAAAGAGGUGUUGACGUCAACAAGUGUGAAAUUGCCAGGUUCUACAAGCUGCAUGAAAGGAAAAUUGAACCCAUCUCUAUGACUGUACCACGAAAGUCAGACCUGUUCCAGGGAGACCUUUACCCCGACACAGCUGGCUUGGAGCCCUCUCUCCUGGCGGAGGAUUGGAUCGCUGGGCAAGACGCACCACCCCUGUUGGUCUCCCUGAGCGGUGGCUACACUGCUCCCCCGUCCAGGCAAAGAGAUACCCUCCGGAGCAAGCCCAAGCUUGUCUCGCAAGACUCUGGUACAGGAGCUGCCCCACCCUCAGCAGGCACCACAGCCACUCCCACAUCCACCUCAGCCACCAGGGAGACAGAAGAUGUCGUGUCACAGCCAGGAGUGGCCAGAGAGAUGGAUGGAACAUCGGAGAGGCCAAAGAGAGAGGACGAUGUGUUGAACGAGCUGCUGGCGGAAAUGAAGGCCUUACGUGCAGUUGUACUUGCUCAGAGCCAGAGAAUUGAGCUGCUGGAGAGGCAGCUGGCUCGCAUCGAGGAUGGAGACGUAUGAGUAGGCGGCGGCAGCACUACACUCGAAGGGCAUUCUUAGUUAAAUACAUAAACCAUAGCCUUACUAGUAUCAACAGUACCUUAAGCUGUGUGAGUGAGAGAAUGUAGCUAAAAGUGUAGGGUAGCAACUAACUGUGAUCACAGUUGCCCAUAACCGGGUCAGCUGUAGUGAAGGAAAAGACACCACAAUUUGUUUCCACAAUUCAGCAGGUGAGAAAUGUGUGUCAUCUGCAUAGAGUGAAAUUUGGCAGUGACAUGAUGUUUUGUCUUAUGAAGGAGGAUUAUAUAUUGUUUUGAUGGUGCAUAUAGUGCAGCUUCAAGAUCUGCAAAAUCUGCCCACUUGGUUGGACAUUGAUUUAGUGGUAUGAAAUAUGUCUUCAUUUUCAAGGGCUUCGGUGAAGUUACAUGUCUCAGUGGCACCACUGCCUUGUGGGAAUGAUUGUGCAAGGUUGUGAUGAACAGUCAUUAUAGCAGGUGGAGGCUCCACCCUAAAUUAGUGUGACAUAGAAAAAUGAUGAAUUACAAUAGGGUUAGGGUUAAUAUUCCUUUUUUUUCCUCUGAAGCUCUCACAACAUGUAUCUUUUAGGGCUGUUUAAUCAGGUAGUUAAAGCUGCUAAUUUUUGAUGUCAUAUCAAACCUGAUAUUGUUGACUUAAUGCGUGGCUUGUGCUUUGUUGUACUUCUUUGUAAUAGGAGUCUUUGUAUAAGGGUAAAAGGCAGGAAAAUCUGUCAGUCACAAAUAAUGAUUUUGAUAGUGUGAAUGAGAGUUGAUGCAAAUGUAGUUGAGUAUUUAUGUGUGGUCUUUUACAUAGACAGAAAAGGUAACACUUGUCAUCUUGUACUUCAUGUUGUCAAGAGAAAACACGCAGCAGAUUUGUGAUAUCACAGGGGAUGAGUUUUCUGUGAUGUCACAAGGCCAAAACCAAGCUAAUGUGUCCACUGGGAGCCUCUCUUUACAGCACUCGAUCUGUUGUGUGCACUGAAAUUCAACAGCACUGGCAGCUUGGCAGGGUUUUAGCACAAACGGAGCGCUGGAAUUUAAAAAUAUUUCAGCUCAUUCCAAAAGAGCAUCAAACUUAACACUUUGAGCAGUUGAUUGGCAGCAAAAAGAACCAUGACCAGAGGGACAUUCCAGAAAGUGGAAUUAACCAACUCCAACCCUAACCCUGAACUCAGGGUUGGGCAAACCAGACGUGACUUACUCAGGGUUAGUGUUUCCAGAACAGCUGGUUACAGUGAGUUCAACCAGCUGUGAUUUGGUUGAACCUACCUUAGGUACAUUCACGGUGAACGUAAAAAAACAUCAUCUAUGGAGCACAGAUGAAAGGAUUCACCAUGGCAACCAACAAAAAGGAAACCAGAGUGUCAUUGCAUGCCUCUUGAAUUGGAAAUGUUGAUGCAAACCUAUACAGAACAUGUGAAAAAACACAAAAUGGCUGCAGCUGCAAAAAAAACAAAAAAACAAAAAAACAAAAAAAACAUUAAAUGGUGAAAAAUGCAUACAUUUGAGCAAUUUAACACAUUUGAUUAACCCACUGACAUAUUACACACUCUUCAGUUUAAAGCAGACUGGCAAAAACAAAAAAAAACUCGGCGGCAGUUCAAAAUGUCAAAACACACUAAAGGGCUGGAUAGAUGUGUGAAAAUCUGUCGGCUACUGUGGCAGAGGUGCAACGGAUGGUGGGGGAGGGACCUUACUGCUAAACACAGUGUGGUGCAGAGGAUUAACCCAACUUGUGCUGUUGACUCUCUGUGAAUCAGAGGACUUUCUCACCUCUCCUUUUUCUCCAUAAGCAGACACAGACAGGGAAAUGUGAAGCAUAAGAAUAAAAUGCAGACUAUUUUAAGAUGCAAGAUGAAGGAACAACAGGCGAUAUCAAUAAAAUAUUAGGUUAUCUAUUUUAACACUGACGCAAAUCUAAAAUCUAAUUUUCUCUUGGAAACACCAUUUAGAGAAGCCAGAGUUGUCACUUUAUCGCCAAGCCAGAAAGCCAGACCAAUUUCCAAUGAAGAAACCGGUUACUGUGAAUAAUAAUAUGGACUUAAAUGUGGAUGGGAUUGCCAAAAAACAGUGCAUGCCGUGUCCUUGACAGCUGUUUCCCAAGUAAAAAUGCUUCAGUCUGACAAGUUUUCUCUCAAGUUUUCCGAGCAGGUUAGUUUCAGAGGCCAGUUACCAUGGUUAACUGGCCUAGAGUUAAUCUAAUCUUCCUCCUUGGGACCAAAAAUACCAAGUUUCCCUUAACUCUGAGUUAACAAACUUGGUUUAGUCUCUAAUCCCGCUUUCUGGAAUUCCCCUCAGUGCUCAGUGCUGCCCCCAAGCAUCUGUUUUAGAGCUGUGAGCGAAAAAGACAAGCCCAGGGGACACAGGGACUGAGGUGUGCUACAUAUGUAGAAAUUAACACUUGUUGAAGUGAGUAGCACAUGAAAAAAAAACAAACACUAACUGUUAUUCAGAAGAAAACUACAAGUGUUUCCAUAGCACUGAAUACGAAAGUUACAAUGAAGUCAAAACAGAUUAGAUUAGUAGAACUGUUGCAGUCUUAGGCGAAUGUAUAGUCAGUUUUGUAUUAGUGUCUAAAGAUGGGAAGCUAUUAGAGAAAACCUUUUUAUAUGGUACUUUUUGCUUUUACGUUGCAUCACCCUUUAAUCAGCGAUUGUGUAAGCUACAGUACAUUCCACACUAAGCUCAUCCCUUGGUUACUUAGGUAAGUUAUAUUCCUUUAUGCACUGAUUAUCUGAAAACCUUUAUCUGUGUGGCUGUAAACCAGUAGCAGAUUAAAUGAGACUACACUGUGCAAACCAAUAAACAUUCAUUCCUCCUUUGUA